CUGAAGGAGCGUGGUCCUGGGGCGGCCGGCGGGGUGGUCUGGCGUGACGCGCGCGAGGCUGAAGUGGUGGCUGCGGUCCUUAAUUAGUAAGCGAGUCCAGGGGAAUACUCGUCGCUGGGUUGGCAGGACCCGGGAUCCCCCAGUCGCCGUGGAGGCGUGGCGGCGAGGUCCCGGCGGGUCGGUGAGUGCGGUCCCUGGAGCCCCAGGGCCCCGCCCCUCCCUUUCUUCCGGGGCCGCGCCGCGCCCCCUUGAGCCCCUACUCCCGGGGCACUGGGUUCGCCGCGCCAGCCGCCCCCUCUCGCCUGCUGCGCAGGUCCUCCCUUCUGGCCCACAGAGGGGAAACUGAGACCCUCGGGGUGGUCUUCUCACCCGCGACUCCACUCACACCAUGGCUGAACCGCUGAAAGAAGAGGAUGGCGAAGACGGCUCUGGGGAGCCCCCUGGGCGGGUGAAGGCAGAGCCCGUCCACUCCACGGCCUCUGUCGUGGCCAAGAACCUGGCCCUGCUCAAAGCCCGCUCCUUCGACGUGACCUUUGACGUGGGGGAUGAGUACGAGAUCAUCGAGACCAUAGGCAAUGGGGCCUAUGGGGUGGUGUCCUCGGCGCGCCGCCGCCUCACGGGCCAGCAGGUGGCCAUCAAGAAGAUACCCAAUGCUUUUGACGUGGUGACCAAUGCCAAACGGACCCUCAGGGAACUGAAGAUCCUCAAACACUUCAAGCACGACAAUAUCAUCGCCAUCAAGGACAUCCUGAGGCCAACUGUGCCCUAUGGAGAGUUCAAAUCUGUCUAUGUGGUACUGGACCUCAUGGAGAGCGACCUUCACCAGAUUAUCCACUCCUCACAGCCACUCACACUGGAGCACGUGCGCUACUUCUUGUAUCAGCUGCUUCGGGGCCUCAAGUACAUGCACUCGGCCCAAGUCAUCCACCGUGACCUUAAACCCUCCAAUCUUCUGGUGAAUGAGAACUGCGAGCUCAAGAUUGGUGACUUUGGAAUGGCCCGUGGCCUGUGUACCUCCCCUGCCGAACACCAGUACUUCAUGACCGAGUAUGUGGCCACUCGCUGGUACCGUGCCCCUGAACUCAUGCUUUCCCUGCAUGAGUACACACAGGCUAUUGACCUCUGGUCUGUGGGCUGCAUCUUUGGGGAGAUGCUGGCUCGGCGACAGCUCUUCCCGGGCAAAAACUAUGUGCACCAGUUACAGCUGAUCAUGAUGGUGUUGGGAACCCCAUCGCCAGCUGUGAUUCAGGCUGUGGGGGCUGAAAGGGUGCGGGCCUAUAUCCAGAGCCUGCCACCACGGCAGCCUGUACCCUGGGAGACGGUAUACCCAGGUGCUGACCGCCAGGCCCUCUCAUUGCUGGGCCGCAUGUUGCGAUUUGAACCCAGUGCCCGGAUCUCAGCUGCUGCUGCCCUUCGUCACCCCUUCCUGGCUAAGUACCAUGACCCUGAUGAUGAGCCUGAUUGUGCUCCACCUUUUGACUUUGCUUUUGACCGUGAAGCCCUUACCAGGGAGCGCAUUAAGGAGGCCAUUGUGGCUGAGAUUGAGGACUUCCAUGCCCGACGGGAGGGCAUCCGCCAACAAAUCCGUUUCCAGCCUUCUCUGCAGCCUGUGGCUAGUGAGCCUGUGUGUCCAGAUGUUGAGAUGCCCAGUCCCUGGGCUCCAAGUGGAGACUGUGCCAUGGAGUCACCUCCUCCAGCACCACCACCAUGCUCUGGCCCUGCGCCUGACACUGUUGAUCUGACUCUGCAGCCUGCACCCCCAGCCAGUGAGCUUGCCCCACCAAAAAGAGAGGGUGCCAUCUCUGACAAUACCAAAGCAGCCCUCAAAGCUGCCCUGCUCAAGUCCCUGAGGAGCCGGCUCAGAGAUGGCCCCAGUGCACCCUUGGAGGCACCUGAACCUCGAAAGCCUGUGACAGCUCAGGAACGCCAGCGAGAGCGAGAAGAGAAGCGUAGACGGCGGCAAGAGAGAGCCAAGGAGCGGGAGAAGCGACGACAGGAGCGGGAGCGCAAGGAAAGGGGGGCUGGUGUCUUGGGGGGCCCCUCUACUGACCCUCUGGCUGGACUGGUGCUUAGUGACAAUGACCGAAGCCUGCUAGAGCGGUGGACUCGCAUGGCUCGGCCUCCUGCCCCCGCCCCAGCCCCAGCGCCGUCCCCUGCCAAAUCCACGAGUCCUCCCACUGGCCCUGUAUCCCAGUCCACUGGUCCUCCUCUACAGCCUGCAGGCUCUAUUCCUGGUCCUGCCUCCCAGCCCGUUUGCCCACCCCCUGGCCACGCUCCCCAGCCUUCUGGCCCUCCUGGACCUGUCCCUGCCCCACUCCAAACUGCCCCUUCCACUAGCCUUCUGGCCUCUCAGUCACUUGUGCCAACUGGUGGGUUGCCUGGCUCCAAUGCCCCAGAAGUUCUGCCUUACUUCCCAUCUGGCCCACCACCUCCAGAUCCUGGGGGAGCCCCUCAGCCUUCCACAUCAGAGUCACCUGAUGUCAACCUGGUGACCCAGCAACUGUCCAAGUCUCAGGUGGAGGACCCCCUGCCUCCUGUGUUCUCAGGCACUCCAAAGGGCAGUGGGGCUGGCUAUGGUGUUGGCUUUGACCUGGAGGAAUUCUUAAACCAAUCGUUCGAUAUGGGUGUGGCUGAUGGGCCACAGGAUGGCCAGGCAGACUCAGCUUCACUCUCAGCCUCCCUCCUUGCUGACUGGCUUGAGGGCCAUGGCAUGAACCCUGCUGACAUCGAGUCUCUGCAGCGCGAGAUCCAGAUGGAUUCCCCAAUGCUGCUGGCCGACCUGCCUGACCUCCAGGAGCCCUGAAACCCACAGCUUGUGCCUUGCUGCCAGGAGAGACCCAGCUUCAAGGUCCAGGGAUGCAAUCCAGAGGCCUGCAGCCUUGGCACUGGCAGGUGAGGCUCAGCCUGAAUUA
Microtus oregoni (creeping vole) is the source of this 2912-nucleotide messenger RNA. RefSeq names its product mitogen-activated protein kinase 7 (gene Mapk7). Bases 389 to 2803 code for a protein of 804 amino acids. The transcript has 6 exons. Gene Ontology annotation, biological process: cell surface receptor signaling pathway; protein phosphorylation; intracellular signal transduction. The record is from RefSeq and is a predicted model, not a curated record. Gene Ontology annotation, molecular function: MAP kinase activity; ATP binding. Lineage: Eukaryota; Metazoa; Chordata; Mammalia; Rodentia; Cricetidae. Gene Ontology annotation, cellular component: nucleus; cytoplasm.